ACGACACGAACGGCCAUUAGAAACGAAAAUUUAUCAAACAGGGGCAAAUCUUGGCCUGUAUAUCGUUGAAAAUACCACACAAAGGCACCGAUUGACGAUCCGCUGAACCUAAGACGAUAGCCGAUUUAUCCAUCUACAGCUACUACGUCGGUUUCAGGUUCUAUGGGUAAUUUUUGGUGGGAAAAAAUAGGCGAAGCUAUUGCUGUCUUGACAGAAUAAAUAAUUUUUGUGUGAGACCAGAGAUAGAUCAAUGAAAUGUAAGCGAAAUCGAGGACUUUCAGAUAAAUAACUUUUUUAUUUGGAUACAAAAUCAUGAGCGGUAGGCCAAGGACAACGUCGUUCGCCGAAGGGAGUAAAGCUGGGAAUUCAUCGUCAUUUGGAGGCAUGAGAACCAUAAAUCAGGGGAAGGAUGGCAGUAAGGUGACCACUGUGGUAGCCAAUGCAGGCCAGGGACCUGAUCAGCCUCAGGAGGUCUCCUACACAGACACAAAAGUCAUCGGGAAUGGGUCCUUCGGGGUGGUCUACCAGGCCAAGCUUAUAGAAUCUGGGGAACAUGUUGCAAUCAAAAAGGUCCUGCAAGACAAACGUUUUAAGAAUCGGGAAUUACAAAUCAUGAGGAAGUUAGAACAUCAGAAUAUUGUAAAGCUAAAGUAUUUCUUUUAUUCUGCAGGAGAAAAGAAAGAUGAGGUUUACCUGAAUCUUGUACUGGAAUAUGUACCAGAAACAGUUUACAGAGUAGCUCGGCAUUAUAGCAAGUCUAAACAAACAAUACCCAUACUAUACAUAAAGCUUUACAUGUACCAGUUAUUCCGGAGUCUAGCCUAUAUUCAUUCACAAGGCGUAUGCCAUAGAGAUAUUAAACCACAAAACCUCCUGCUUGAUCCCGAAACUGGAGUCCUUAAAUUAUGUGACUUUGGCAGUGCAAAAACUUUAGUGAAAGGGGAGCCUAAUGUGUCUUACAUAUGUUCACGUUAUUAUCGUGCUCCGGAGUUGAUAUUUGGUGCUACAGAUUAUACAUCCCAAAUAGAUGUCUGGUCAGCAGGCUGUGUGUUAGCAGAGCUACUUCUCGGUCAGCCAAUUUUCCCGGGUGAUAGUGGCGUGGACCAGCUAGUGGAGAUCAUCAAAGUCCUGGGCACACCGUCAAGGGAGCAGAUUCGAGAGAUGAAUCCCAACUAUACUGAGUUUAAAUUCCCCCAGAUAAAGGCGCACCCCUGGACUAAGGCACGUGUGUUCCGGCCCCGCACCCCUCCAGAGGCUAUCCAGCUUGUGAGUCGUCUCCUGGAGUACACACCAGUCGCCCGCAUAUCACCCCUGGAGGCCUGUGCCCAUCCCUUCUUUGAUGAACUAAGGGAGGCUAGUACCAGGCUACCUAAUGCACGAGAAUUGCCACCUUUAUUCAACUUUACCCCACAAGAGCUGUUGAUCCAGCCCUCUCUCAACACGGUACUAAUUCCGUCUCAUGCCCGGCCCCAGACGGCAGAAGAUCCCGCAGCUACCAGUCAACAGUCAACCCCAGACAACCCAGCACCCAGCACGGAGGUCCCGCCCCAGGGGGCCACAGCUGCGGGCAGUACCGCUUGACCUCGAGCACCACACACAUAGAGUCAUGAACAUUCUAGCUGUGGUGUAGAGUCUGAGAGAAGGGGACAUAACUCAGGUGUAAUGUAUGAGGGACUAGCCAUGUCACAAAUACUCCCAUAUCUUGUACAGACAACAGAAUUAGCAUACUCCUACAAAGCUCGCCCAAUAUACCCCCUAAAAUUUUAACUGUGUGACACAGGCUAUAUGGUGACUAUCAUGGGCUCUCAUUACAGGACAAUCUAUGUUCCCUGGCUGACUCCCCUUAAAGGACGGAUUUCACUUGACUUGUUGAUGCAUGCCUUGACCCCCCGCCAGCAGAGUAGACUUAACCGGGGGAGUGUGUGUGGUAUAUGUGCAUGGCGCUCGGGCUCUUGUAUGUGCCAGUGUGGUGAUACAACCUGGAGAUUUGUGCUGACCUCCGUCAGACUCCACACUGGCAAAUACACUGGACAGUUUUAGGCCUGAAGUUUUAUUGUACAGUAGCGUCUUCAAGAAGAGAGAAGGCUACUACUGUUUUGUUAAGACGAGUGGUUCAGAAGUCAGCCAGUAUGUGUGUGUGAGAUUUUAAAUAACUGUGUCUCAUAUAUAAUUAUUGAUUGAUAUCACAAUGUACAUAGACUACCAAUUGACAUGGCUGAAGAAAAGGUUAGGUUGUCCCAUCAGUGCCAGAGGCCCCAUCCCGGACUCGCACUAGCCUACACAGCAGACUUUCCUGGGAUAGCUGGCCUUCAAUAAACUGGCAUGUUUGUGAGCGAAAAUUACUUGUUGUAGUUAAAGAAAUGAGAUAUUUUAUAAAUGUACAGUUGUUUUAUGUGCCUGUUGUAGUUGUGUCUUAGUCUUAGCUUGGAUAACUUAUAAACCUCUCCUGGUCAUUGUAUGUGUAGAGAUCCAGAAGUUGGAGAACUGCCAGACUGUGCUCACCUCUAAUCACUUGUACUUACCUGUGUCUCUGUCCUAGCACAAUGUGUCAUCCCCCAGCACUUUGUCACCUCUAGACAUUCAAGCCAAUUGGUGUUCCAGUAGGAUUUUUUUAUUUUGGGACAUGUUAUAAACCAGAUGCUAAAGCCUUCAUAAACUAGGUAAUAUACCUCAUUAUGAGAGUACCACAGUAGAUUGUCUGAGCCAUUUGUGUCACCCUGAGCCCCGCGGCUACAGCUCUGGGGAAUUCAUCAACGUUAAUGAAUAUCACUGUCAUGUCAGCGCAGGAUGAAUCUAUAUUGCAAUAUUUAAACAAAUUUGAUAACAAAGACAGCGAUUUGAUUUCCCUUCAAGACUCUGAUCUCUUAUGUAGCAGAUCAUCUGCAAAUAUCAGCUGUUGCUAAAUGAGUGUAGAUCAUAAUUGGAUAAUGAUCAGUAAUGGAAAGUUGGAGGGGGCCUCGGGAACAUAGAGCACUAAUCAGGUGGAACAUUCUUUUCACACACCAUGGAGCAGUAAGUAGGGAUGUUUUCCUAAACAGCCACAGGUUUGCACACCAUAGAUCAGUAACUGGGGAUGUUUUCCAAAACCACCCACAGGUCUACUCGCCAUGGAGCAGUAACUGGGGAUGUUUUUUGAAACACCCACAGGUGUACAAACCACGGAGCAGUAAUAAACACUCCGCUCUACACAGGAUAAGCUUCUCCAGACUUGUAUUAUUUGGACAGGUCCAGGACUGUAUUACAGAGUUUUCUCCCUUUUUCAUAUUACUCAAAGGUACAGUGCUGUCGUAUAUCUAUAUAUAUAUAUGUGUGUGUGUGUAUGUCUGUGGUUGAAAGGUCAUGCUAGCUACAAUCAGUGUGCAUGGGUGUGUUACCAACCCCACAUUUUAUCCGUGUUAAUGUUCUGUUGAUUUUUCGUCCUUUUAUAAAAAGUAAACUGCUCUUGACAGUUCCCCGACUUAAGUUAUUUGUCUCACCUUUGCAUCAUAAGCUGACCAGACCCGUUCAUCCCAAAUGCUGUAAUAAACAUGAAGGUGUCUGGUUGUAUGCUCUUUGAAGCUGUCCCAAUCCUGUAUAUAGGCCAAUAUAAUCAUUUGCAUGAUAUAUAGAACAGUGCAAAAUUGACUUCUGUAAGACACACCCUCUCCCCCACCCCUAUUAAAUUUAUAAAUGAAGUCAUUUAAAUAUGUUUUGGUACAUUAAAGAUAAUGGUAUUUUCAGUUGUUUAUUAAGCAUACUUUAGACAUUUCUUCAGAGGCAGUAUGGCCCUUGGCUGGACUCUCAAAACAAAGAGUAUAUGUCAUAGUGUAUGUAUAUUUAUUACCUGGAAGGGUAUGCCGUUUUCCAUUGGAAACCUCAGUCUCUCCCUCAAAAUUCCAUUUUCCUUGUCAGUACUGUAGAUGUACCGGUUCUCUUGUGUUAGAGAGGUGAUUAGUGUUUAUUGUAUAGCAUGGAACCAAGAAGUAAGAGUUUAUCAUCUUUACCUCAUUUCGCGUCGUAUACCGAAUUGUCUUGGAACCUGUGUUAGUCUUUCCUGUCCAGCUGCUGCAGGAAUUUCAGGUUCUCGCUGCCUGUGAUCUCACGGUAGUCAUAGUUACCUCCCUUAACACGUUUUUAGCGAUGUCUUCAGUAGUUGUCUUCAAAUCUUUGUGAUUUGGAAACACACGUUAGAAAAUUAAUCCAACGGGUUGAUCCAUCGCACGCAGUUGUUCAGGAGAAAGGAACUGUAUUUCAUUUCUUUUUGCAAGAUUCGAUGUGGUUGUGCAGCUGAAGGUCAUCUGGUGGUACACCUGUAAGCAGGAGGUUCGGACAGGGUAUCCUAUUCAGCCUCCACUACAUGUACCUAACGAUGAUCACAACUGUAACCCGGAUACCCUCUACUCAUCCAGUUACAGUAAGGCUGCGCGUCUUCGUCUUACUGAUAGAGUUUUUAUUUGAAAAUCAUCUUAAUUUUGUUGAUGCAUUUGUAUUUUAAGUUGUCAUUUUUUGUCCAGAGAUAUUUUAUCCCGAACUGUAAUUAAAGGGUAUUUCUUCACAGAAUUGGUUCGUCUCUCUGUAUAAUUUCAAGUGAUAUAUGUAUGCUUGUAUGAUAUAUAUAUACCCA
Molecule: messenger RNA, 4603 nt
Organism: Liolophura sinensis
Lineage: Eukaryota; Metazoa; Mollusca; Polyplacophora; Chitonida; Chitonidae
Product: glycogen synthase kinase-3 beta-like
Exons: 9
Coding region: 313-1581 (422 amino acids)
Biological process (GO): negative regulation of canonical Wnt signaling pathway; signal transduction; cell differentiation
Cellular component (GO): cytosol; axon; cytoplasm
Molecular function (GO): protein serine/threonine kinase activity; ATP binding
Source: RefSeq, a predicted model, not a curated record